CAGGGUCUGGUCCCGGGCACGCUGGCCCGGACCUGGGGAGGAGGCGCGCGUGCCCCGAGCCCGGCCUUGCCAAGCCCUUUUCGCAGGCCCGCGAAGCCUGCAGGCUAGGAACGGCGUUCGUCCUUUCUCUACCCACCCCUCCCCUCCCCUGCAGGGUGCGCGCGCACGCGAGGUCUGCGGGCUCGUGCACGCGUGCUAGCGGUGUGUGUUGGAGAUUGUCUAAAGCCACAGGGAAAAUGGUGGAAAAUUCACCGUCGCCAUUGCCAGAAAGAGCAAUUUAUGGCUUUGUUCUUUUCUUAAGCUCCCAAUUUGGCUUCUUACUGUAUCUUGUGUGGGCAUUUAUUCCUGAAUCUUGGCUCCAUUCCUUAGGAUUAACCUACUGGCCUCAAAAAUACUGGGCAGUUGCAUUGCCUGUCUACCUCCUCAUUACUAUAGUAAUUGGUUACGUACUCUUAUUUGGAAUAAACAUGAUGAGUACCUCUCCACUCAACUCCAUUCAUACAAUCACAGAUGACUAUGCUAAAAAUCAGCGGCAGAAGAAAUACCGAGAAGAGGCCAUCCCAGCAUUAAGAGAUAUUCCUAUUAGUGAAGUAAACCAGAUGUUCUUCCUUGCAAGCAAAGAACCGUAUGCCAAAAAGUCCACACAGGUGCCACUCAGCAGUACACCCUGGAGAGAGAGGCCAUCAACACCCAAAGGACACCGUGGAGCUCCCUGUGGGGCAGGCAUCCAUCCCCCAACAGAGCGGUUGUGAGCUGAAUUCAUUCAGCUUCAGACUGAGCUGCAGUCGCCAUGGCAACGGUGCCCUCGGUAACGCAGGCCUGUGUUGGCUCUUCUCAGUUUUGCUCCCUUGCUGCCCACGCCUUCCUAAUGUCACUUUCCAAAUAAACUGCCUACACACA
Messenger RNA from Neogale vison (American mink), 900 nucleotides. RefSeq names its product phosphatidylinositol glycan anchor biosynthesis class P (gene PIGP). Gene Ontology annotation, biological process: GPI anchor biosynthetic process. Gene Ontology annotation, molecular function: phosphatidylinositol N-acetylglucosaminyltransferase activity. The transcript is spliced from 6 exons. Lineage: Eukaryota; Metazoa; Chordata; Mammalia; Carnivora; Mustelidae. The coding region runs from base 237 to 752 and encodes 171 amino acids. The record is from RefSeq and is a predicted model, not a curated record.